AUUGCAAAUUAAGGGCUUUAUUUGGGUAUUUUACGUAUUUUAUUAUGGAACAUAAUAGUUGUGGAGCGUUUUAUAAGGAUGCCCGUUUAAAUGGUUUUAACAAUGUUAAUCAUGAAAUUGGAUCAAAAAAUAUAUAUAAUGAGAGUCUAUCUUCUAUGAAUAAGUCUAAAGGAGCAGCUUAUAAUAAUAUAUAUGGAAAACAAGAGGGUUAUAUGAGUUCUAAUAGAUCAUCAAAAUCAGAUACAAAGUCUAUGAAAAGACAAUGGGAUUCGAGUUCUUUGCCGAAAUUUGAGAAGAAUUUUUAUAAACCCCAUCCAAAUAUUGAAAAAAUGACAGAUCAAGAGGUUGAAGCGUUUAGGAAAAAAAGGGGAGUUACAGUUCAAGGAAUAAAUGUUCCUAGACCGGUUCCAUCAUUUGAUGAAGCGGGAUUUCCAAGCUAUGUUAUUAAUGAAGUGAAACGUAUGGGAUUUUCAUCACCAACACCGAUUCAAUCACAAGGAUGGCCUAUGGCACUUUCAGGCCGAGAUGUUGUAGGGAUUUCAGCUACAGGAUCAGGAAAAACGUUGGCAUUUUGUCUUCCAGCAAUUGUACACAUUAAUGCACAGCCUUUAUUAUCACGUGGCGAUGGACCUAUUGUUUUAGUUCUUGCGCCAACUCGUGAAUUAGCAGUUCAAAUCCAAACAGAAUGUGCAAAGUACGGAAAAUCAUCACGAAUUAGGUCAGCUUGUAUUUAUGGAGGUGUUCCUCGUGGACCUCAAAUACGAGAACUUGCCUCAGGAAUUGAAAUAUGUAUUGCUACGCCGGGUCGUCUUCUUGAUAUGUUAGAAUCAGGAAAAACAAAUCUUCGACGAGUUACAUAUCUCGUUUUAGACGAAGCAGAUAGAAUGCUUGAUAUGGGAUUUGAGCCUCAAAUUCGAAAAAUUGUAGAUCAGAUACGACCAGAUCGUCAAACAUUAAUGUGGUCUGCAACAUGGCCAAAAGAUGUACAAAAACUAGCUCAUGAUUAUUUAAAAGAUUUUAUUCAGGUUAAUGUUGGUUCUUUAGAUCUUAAUGUAAAUUUGGAUAUCAAACAAAUUGUUGAAAUAUGUUCUGAAUAUGAUAAACGUGGAAAAUUGAUUAAACAUCUAGAAAGUGCUAUGGAAGAUAAUGAGAAUAGAAUAUUGAUUUUUGUUUCGACUAAACGAAUUGCUGAUGAUAUCACAAAAUAUUUGCGGCAAGAUGGUUGGCCUGCACUAGCAAUUCAUGGCGAUAAACAGCAAAGUGAACGGGACUGGGUUUUAAAUGAAUUUAAAACAGGAAAAUCUCCUAUUAUGGUUGCAACUGAUGUAGCAUCACGUGGUAUUGAUAUUAAAGAUGUUAAAUAUGUUAUUAAUUAUGAUUAUCCGAAUAGUUCUGAGGAUUAUAUUCAUAGAAUUGGUCGCACGGGUAGAGCAGGUGCUAAAGGAACUGCAGUAACUCUUUUCACUACAGAUAAUGCAAGACAGGCUCGUGAUCUUUUAAUGGUUUUACGAGAUUCUAAACAGGAAAUUCCUCCUGCCUUAAUAGAAAUGUCCAAAAUUAAUUAUGGUAAUAAUAAAUAUAUUGGUAACAAUCGAGGACGUAACGUUUGGACUGGGUCAAAUAGUGCACCUUUAAAUCCUAUUAGAAGAUGGUAGCCACUUGAAUAUUAAACCAUACACUUGGUACUUAAUUAAAUAUUUA
This is a messenger RNA of Pneumocystis carinii B80, 1701 nucleotides long. RefSeq names its product ATP-dependent RNA helicase DBP2. The record is from RefSeq and is a predicted model, not a curated record. Gene Ontology annotation, molecular function: RNA helicase activity; ATP binding; RNA binding. The transcript is spliced from 9 exons. Gene Ontology annotation, biological process: rRNA processing. Lineage: Eukaryota; Fungi; Ascomycota; Pneumocystomycetes; Pneumocystales; Pneumocystaceae. Gene Ontology annotation, cellular component: ribonucleoprotein complex; nucleus; cytoplasm. Bases 45 to 1655 code for a protein of 536 amino acids.